Molecule: messenger RNA, 2579 nt
Organism: Rhineura floridana
Lineage: Eukaryota; Metazoa; Chordata; Lepidosauria; Squamata; Rhineuridae
Gene: CHKA
Product: choline kinase alpha
Exons: 12
Coding region: 140-1510 (456 amino acids)
Biological process (GO): CDP-choline pathway; phosphatidylethanolamine biosynthetic process
Cellular component (GO): cytoplasm
Molecular function (GO): ethanolamine kinase activity; choline kinase activity
Source: RefSeq, a predicted model, not a curated record
UAAGAACCUUGCGGCCGACGCGCGCCACAGACAGACUGCGGGGCUUGUCGUUAGAGGCGCGUAGCAAUUUUAUGCGUGUGCCUCUGCCGUUGUUUCUUUUGCCUCCCGCGCUUUCGCUCGUCUCUCUCGCUCGUUGACCAUGAAGACCAAGUUUUGUAAUGGUGGCGAAGCCGACUCUUCCCCACUCGGGCUUCUGCUGGGGUGUGCCCCGGGCCCGGUCUUGCCCGCCCUCACUCAGUCGCCCUCGUCCCCAUCAUCGCCACCUUCCUCUCACGCUGAGGCCGAAGUGAAGGAACUGGGGCUCCGGGAACAGCAGCAGCACCAGUCUUUUGAUCUGCCGCCUGCCCCGCCAACCCCUCCCUCCCCGCCGGUUGAGGAGCAGCCCGACCCCCGCACCCGCCGCAAGGCAUAUCUUUGGUGCAGGGAGUUUCUGCGGGGGGCGUGGCGGGGGCUGCGGGAGGAUCAGCUGCGCAUCACACCCAUCAGGGGAGGCCUCAGCAACAUGUUGUUCCAGUGCUCGUUACCAGAUACCAUAGAGACUGUUGCAGAUGAACCACGCACUAUUCUUCUUCGUUUAUAUGGUGCCAUUCUACAGAUGAGGUCCUGUAAUAAAGGAGGAUCUGGACAAGCUCAGAAGGAAAAUGAUUUGCAGGGUGCAGAAGCUGUGGUUCUGGAGAGCGUUAUGUUUGCCAUUCUUGCAGAGAGAGCUCUUGGGCCAAAGCUCUAUGGAAUCUUUCCACAAGGCCGUCUGGAGGAAUUCAUACCUAGCAGGAAGCUGGACACGGAGGAACUAGGCUUGCCUGAUAUAUCAGCAGAAAUAGCUGAGAAAAUGGCUAGGUUUAAUGGUAUGAAAAUGCCGUUUAAUAAAGAACCUAAGUGGCUCUUUGGAACCAUGGAAAAGUACUUAAACCAGGUGAUGAGAAUCAAGUUUACCAGGGACUCACGUGUUAGAAAACUGAACAAGAUCCUCAGUUACAACCUGCCUCAAGAAAUGAAAAGCCUACGGUCCAUGCUUGAAGCUACUCCAUCUCCAGUUGUGUUUUGCCAUAAUGACUGCCAAGAAGGAAAUAUUUUGCUGCUUGAAGGCAGAGAGGAUUCUGAGAAGCAAAAACUGAUGCUUAUUGACUUUGAGUACAGCAGCUACAAUUACAGAGGGUUUGACAUUGGAAAUCAUUUCUGCGAAUGGAUGUAUGACUAUGUUUAUGAAAAAUACCCAUUCUUCAAAGCAAACUUCCUGAAGUAUCCCUCAAAGAAGCAACAGCUUCACUUCAUCUCCAGUUAUCUAGCUGCAUCUCAAAGUGGGUUUGAAAACCUGAGCAAUGAAGAUAAAUCCAAAAUAGAAGAAGAAAUGUUGAUUGAAGUAAAUAGGUUUGCCCUUGCAUCACAUUUCUUCUGGGGUCUGUGGUCCAUUAUACAGGCAAAGAUAUCAUCUAUUGAGUUUGGAUACAUGGACUAUGCACUCUCAAGAUUUGAUGCCUACUUUGACCAGAAGAGAAAGCUCAAAGUGUGAAGGUUGAAGACUUGGACAAUCAGUUUCUGUACUGUAUAAGGAAGGCAGCUGGGCAGAAAUUCCACUGUGCUUAGGCUACUGUAGUUGUAAUGAAGGUUUUGCAAAUUCCAACUACUCGGAUGCAAUGCUGAAGACUGCACAAAAUGGCUAAGUUUACUUUUUUACAGUUUCAUAAGUCCUUGGAAUGAGAGUUGACAGCUGAAGUAUAACAGUGCAAUAUCAAGCUUUUUAAUCUAGAUGGUAUUAUGAGGGAAGUUUUGAGUUUUAAUGUGAACCAUCCCAUACUUCAAGAGUUGACAGUGUUAACUGUGGUCCCUGUUUUAAGUAAGGUAUUUUAGCAAAUUCUCUUAAUGCAUCAUAUAUGCUACCAGUUAAUGGGGAAACCACAAUUCUUUUUAGGGAAAGUUGUUCUACUGUGAAUUCUGGCUGAAAAUCUGUUUGAGCAGUGGCUGAUCUCAUGGGAUAUGUCAAACCAUUCACUUCCAGAAAACUACCGGUAAAUUAACACUAAAACACAAUGGCUAAACAGCAACAAAAGAGUGCAGUCUUUCUAAGGUACCUUUCACAUUCUGAUAUCUUGGUAGAACUAAGGUAUUUACAGAUGCAUCUCAAAUGAACACACAAGAGUUGCCAUCUCAUUCCACAUCUUUGACCAAGGAUGUGCAUUCACUGCCCAGCAACAGUCCUGCAGUAUUGUAUUGUUGUACAGGAUGUUCCCUGCGCUGGCAGCACUGGGAUGAGUGCCUUGAAUUCCUCUAGCUGCCCCUUUUUGGCUUGAAGGAGGAAGAGAGGGGCAAAUGAGAUGGUGAGCAAAUGAGGAAUGUUUGACCAAUUGUGGCAUGCUGGUGCCUUGUGGGGGCACAGUGCUCCUUGUUUAAAACCCUGCUGCUUUCCCCAUCAGAUAAGUGGAUGUUUCUUGUUCAGAAGAGACAAUGAAAUAUGUAUAUGUGAACUUCACAAUAAGUGUUUGUUAUCUUGAGAGCUUUUAGAAACAUACCUAUCUUACCAUCCUUAUUUGACGUGCUUUCUGCUAACAUAUUGUAUAAAUAAACUUUUUUUAAGCCUUUAA